UCCAAUAUGUCGCUGUACAUGGUAUGAUGGUAAAUAACGUUGUAAUAAGAAUACAAACUGAAAAUGCGUUUUGAAUACAUUAAAAAGAGUAUAGAUUAGAUCGCUGUUGUUUGUCUUAUACAGAAGCGCUGCCAGACCAUUUAUGUAUGACGUAAUAACCGACAAUUUGUUGUCAUGUUGACUUUCCAAGUUGCAAUUGAAGCCAAAAUCCAAUAAUAUUAAUAAGUCAGAUCUACAACUUACAAGUACACGUACAAGUAGUACUACUAGUAGUACUAGUCGGCCUACACGAUUAUGCAUUCAUUAAAAUUUGAAAUGCUGCUGUGGAUCGGUUUGGUUGCAUUGAGAUUGGGAUGGACAUUUUUGCCACAGACUGGUUAUAUCCAUCCGGAUGAGUUCUUCCAAUCAACUGAAGUCGUAGCAGGAGACAUCUUUGACCUGGAAGUUAUGAAAACAUGGGAAUUUAACAGCAACCAAUCUAUACGUAGCAUUAUUUUUCCAUAUCUUACAUGUGGAGUACCGUACAAUAUAAUCAAGGCUGCGAGUGAAACGUUCGAUUGGAAAAUUGAAUCCUACUGGCUUUUAGUUGGACCAAGGUUUGCAAUGACUCUAUUGUCACUUCUGAUUGAUUGGAUUCUCUACAGGACAUGCAAGGCGUCUGGUGUAACCAAUGUCUGGUCGUGUCUCGCAACCUUUGCUUGUUCCUAUAUAGUGCUGGUUCACCUCACCAGAACGCUAUCAAACAGUAUGGAGACACUUCUCUUUGCUUUGCUGAUAUACGUCGUGACACAAAGCUUGCAGUCGCAACAUCGCACACUGCUAGGUGGCGCAGCAUGUAAUGGGAUACUGAGAGAGAGCGGCUGCAUUGGAGCUAUUGUGGUAGCAGGAACGUUCAACCGACCAACAUUCUUUGCGUUUGCAGUCGUGCCGUGCUUGUACUGGCUCACCUGCAGGGCGCAAAGCGGAUAUGUGGAACUACUCGCCGCAUUUGUCAACUGCUUGCCGUGGUUGCUGAUGACGACGUUUGCAUUUGCACUCGGUGACUCUCUGUAUUACGGAAGUGUAAGGAGCGCUUGGAUUCGGGAAGUUGCAGACCUGCGCACCUGGCCCACGCCACUGCUGACAGCUCUGAAAAACCUCACCUGGACCCCAGUGAAUUUUGUAAAGUAUAACCUGAAGGAUGGCAACUUAGCCUUACACGGAUUGCAUCCAAAGUAUUUGCAUUUUCUCGUCAACUUUCCUUUACUGUUCGGUUUGGUGGCAUUUGCUAGCAUUGUCCUGCCCCUCAAGGACAUUGCACAGUCUAGGAGCAUUCGCAGGAAAGAUGGUCAAGGUAAAAUGAUGAUGUUGCUAAGUAUAUGGAUACCUCUCCUAUUGCUGUCAGUGUUUCCACACCAGGAGCCACGAUUUCUUAUGCCACUGAUCAUUCCACUUGUGCUGCUGAUGCACGAACACAUACUAGGAACCAAAGUCCUGACCGUGCUGAAAUGGUCGUGGAUAAUGUGGAACAUACUAGGGUGUGUGAUAUUUGGCGCAUUUCAUCAAGGCGGAGUGACCAAGUCUUUGUUGUUCCUGAACAACGAGAUUGAAGCGAGUUCUGAGAAUGUAAGCCACGUCGUGUUUUACUACACCUACAUGCCACCUCGACAUCUACUGCAAAUUCACAAGGCAACUAGCGAAACUUCUACACAAGUGCUCGAUUUGUCUGGAGCCACUGUGGAGCAGUUACGUGUCACUAUAUCAGACAUAGCUUCAAAGCAAGAAAAAUCUGAUGGCAAGAGAAAAGAGAUAAUAUAUUUGGUGGCUCCGAGCGUGGUCGAUGCAUCCGUGGAACAAGUUAUCAAGGCAUAUGACUGGCAUGUCGUAAAAUUAUUCCCGCAUAUAAGCAUGGAGGCUUUACCUAAUUGGGAGGAACUAUCACAAAACUGUAGGAAGGCGUGGACUGAGACACCUAGCGAUAAAUCAGCUAUGUCGGCUGUGCUGAAUGUGCUCAGGAAAAUCGCAGAGGCUUUCUCAUUGAGUGUCUUUAUGCUAAAAUAACAAUAAUAGCAACUUAAACUCAGGUGCAGACUUUAGCAUUGCAGUUGAAUAGGUUGGUGACAGCAAGACAUUUUCCAAUUACCAUAUUUACGAUUUGGUUGUCUUUCCUCCAUAAUGGACCAAUGUAAUAUAUAAUAUAUAUAAUGGUUUAACGACAUCAUGCAUAAUAAAUAAAUGCACAAUACCUCAGUGAUGGUGGUGAGUUGACGGAGUCCUCCAAACCAAUCACGGUAGCAAACAAUAAUGUGGAAGGUAGGUCGCUGUCUACGUGACCAAUUUGAGUUCAGUUCAGUGGUUUACUCAAUAUCAUUUGAUGUUUAGACCAGAGAGUGAUGUAAAGUGUCUAGCAAUGUAAGUGGUCCAUGUGAAACUCAUGAUUUGUAGCUGUGAACAUUGUUUCUUGGUUUAUUUUUGUAAGUGGUUUAUAUUAGUUCUAGUGGUAAGCAAAAAGUAGAGCUUGCCUACGCGUGUUGCCCACCUCUACUAUUACAAUUAUUCCUGUAGUAAUUCAAUGUGAACCACUGUGCAUAUCGGACUUCGUGUAUUAAAAUUUGUGGUUCACACAUGUACUAAAAAAUAAAAUGUACUGAAUACAGAAACUUUGUAAAACUCUUUGUAAGUUGCCUUUUAUACAGUCUGGACGUUCGCGCCUUAUAGUGAGUGAAACGAUACCCGUCCGCGAAGCAGACUACUUACACGGAGACGGCGAUCACAGCUCAUUACGAAUUCUCCUAUUUAUGCCGAUCGCUCGAAAAGUGGUUAAGUUUUGGUAAUCGAACAGUUCGAAGCAAACUUUUGUGUUUAUCCGAUAUGGUAUGUAAAUAGAAGAUCACAAGCUGUACUUCGUUAAAUUUCGUGCACUUAUUGUGAAAAUGAAAAUACAAAUAGAACUAUUUCAUCUAUCUUGGGUGAGCGGAAGAAUCCAUGUCAAAUGUGAAAAUAGGCCUAGAAUGUUUCCAAGCCCUUGUCACAAGCUCCAUAGACAUGCAGCGAACUGACAGCGUACCAGUCUACUGUCUACCCUCUAUACCGUCUACAGUCUACCGUGCUACAGGUCGUGCUGCGCAAUGCGUAGUGGGAAGACAAUAUGUCAGCACGCAUGUCACCGAAUUUACCGCUGCAUCGUUAACGAGUGCAAAUGCUUAGUGGACUCUACUAGUACUGUUCAUCAAGGCGCAGCGGACUUGGAAAUAAGGGACAGCUGCGUGAAAUAGACUAUAUAUACUGCGACGGUUCGUACAUGCCACCGUGAGGAGGAACACUUUCUGUCACCUAGUCUUUUCUUUGGAUCCGUUCGCUGGCUUGCAUUAUGGCGCACGGAUCCACGGCACCAUCUUAUCUUUUCUUUUCCCUCUGCCGCGCGCAGUUCUCUUCUAUGUGCGGCCAGUGCUCCAUAUUUGGCCAUCUUCCCUAUCAUUUCAGUUACACUUGCAUCACUUCCACUGGAUUGUAAGAUAUUUCAAUUAUAGCAGGCUAUCUAUAUUUUCACACUACAAAGCUACAUUAGCACCACAGGAAACAACCUAACUAAGCAUU
Messenger RNA from Priapulus caudatus, 3576 nucleotides. RefSeq names its product GPI mannosyltransferase 4-like. The transcript is spliced from 2 exons. Gene Ontology annotation, cellular component: endoplasmic reticulum membrane. The coding region runs from base 295 to 2040 and encodes 581 amino acids. Gene Ontology annotation, biological process: GPI anchor biosynthetic process. NCBI's taxonomy places the organism in Eukaryota, Metazoa, Priapulida, Priapulimorpha, Priapulimorphida, Priapulidae. Gene Ontology annotation, molecular function: alpha-1,2-mannosyltransferase activity. The record is from RefSeq and is a predicted model, not a curated record.